UAUAACGACUACAGGUACAGAGAGAGCAAGCUCCUGCGGCCAUGGCUUCCACACAGUGCUUCUACUUGCACCACCACGCCCUCUCAACACCAGCUAGGUCAUCAUCAUUACUGUAUCGCCACUGUCCGAUCCUCAGGCCUCACCAACUCGUCUGCCGGGCGCAGAAGCAGUCCGCCGCGACUCACGAAGACCUCGGCGAAGCACUCGCCGUCUCUCGCAGAUUGGCUCUUAUCUCCCUUUUCGGAGCUGCCGCUGUUGUCUCCAAGGUUUCCCCCGCUGCCGCUGCCUAUGGAGAAGCAGCCAAUGUUUUCGGGAAGCCAAAAACAAACACAGAGUUCUUGCCGGUAUCAGGUGAUGGUUUCAAGCUCCAGGUUCCAUCGAAGUGGAAUCCAAGCAAGGAAAUUGAGUAUCCUGGCCAGGUUCUCAGAUACGAAGACAACUUCGAUGCCAACAGCAAUGUGUGUGUAUUGAUCACCCCAACGGAUAAGCAGUCGAUCACUGACUAUGGCUCCCCUGAAGAAUUCCUAUCUCAAGUGGACUACUUGCUGGGCAAACAAGCCUACUCUGGAAAAACUCAGUCUGAGGGAGGAUUUGAUCCUAAUGCUGUGGCCACCGCAAACAUAUUGGAGACAUCAACCCCUGUGGUGGAAGGGAAGCAAUACUACUUUAUCUCUGUCCUGACGAGAACAGCUGAUGGGGAUGAAGGCGGGAAGCAUCAAUUGAUCACCGCCAGUGUUUCUGAUGGGAAGCUUUACAUCUGCAAGGCACAAGCGGGUGACAAGAGAUGGUUCAAGGGAGUGAAGAAGUUUGUAGAGAACACUGCCAACUCUUUCAGCGUGGCUUGAGGUUGUUCGGGCUGUGUACGUAGUAGCUAGUAGUGUUGGUUAUUUUGCAUUAAAACCUCUCACUGUAUUAAAACUUCCCCAUAAAGUAUAUUACAUCCCAUAAUGUGGAGAAUUGCAUAAUCGAUUAAACCUCUCACUUCAGUACUAUUGCAUCCUACUUGGAUGCAAUAGUAUACUAAAUGCAAGCUGGACUAAAUUGCAUCCUACUAUUAAAGAAUUGCAUUUUUUGAUUCCA
This is a messenger RNA of Cuscuta epithymum, 1080 nucleotides long. The record is from the annotation of a GenBank genome assembly. Lineage: Eukaryota; Viridiplantae; Streptophyta; Magnoliopsida; Solanales; Convolvulaceae.